Phycomyces blakesleeanus NRRL 1555(-) is the source of this 1077-nucleotide messenger RNA. RefSeq names its product calcium/calmodulin-dependent protein kinase (gene CaMK10). Gene Ontology annotation, biological process: protein phosphorylation. The transcript is spliced from 6 exons. Gene Ontology annotation, molecular function: protein kinase activity; ATP binding. The annotation marks the transcript as partial. The record is from RefSeq and is a predicted model, not a curated record. Lineage: Eukaryota; Fungi; Mucoromycota; Mucoromycetes; Mucorales; Phycomycetaceae.
AUGCCAAUCUAUAGAGGACUCGAACGUUACAAGCUGAUAAAGAAAUUGGGAGAUGGCGCAUUCUCCAAUGUCUUUAAAGCCCUAGACACAGAAACCCAAGAGAAUGUGGCAGUCAAGGUAGUUCGGAAGUUUGAACUAAACAAGCAGCAGGUAAAACAAAAUAUUGUAUAUACAAAUCCUGCAAGUGUAUUAAAAGAAGCCCAAAUCAUGCGAACAGCAAGUCAUCCGUCCAUUGUCCAACUAAAAGGCUUUAUUGAAACAGAAGACCAUUCCUUUUUGAUUCUUGAAUUAUGCGAAGGUGGUGAGCUAUUCCACCAGAUCGUCAGAUUAACCUAUCUAAGCGAAGAUCUGGCCCGCCAUUGUAUCGGACAAGUAGCAGAGGCUAUCAGAUACCUUCAUGAAUCCAAAGGUGUCGUCCAUCGGGACAUUAAACCAGAGAACCUUUUGUUCGAACCUAUUCCUAUUCGCCCUCGCCAAGUACCCCUAAAGCCAACCGAAUACGAAGAAGGCGAAGAAGAAGAACCAAAGGAAGACGAAGGCGAAUUCAUACCCGGCAUUGGUGGUGGAGGAAUCGGUCGAGUCAAGAUUGCAGAUUUUGGACUGUCAAAGGUGGUGUGGAACUCACACACAAUGACUCCCUGUGGCACGGUAGGCUACACGGCGCCCGAAAUCGUCAGGGACGAACGGUACUCGAAAUCAGUCGACAUGUGGGCACUUGGAUGUGUGCUUUACACCCUUUUGUGUGGAUUCCCACCCUUUUAUGACGAAAGCAUCCAAAUGCUGACAGAAAAGGUCGCAAGAGGCCACUACACAUUCAUGAGUCCCUGGUGGAACCAUGUGUCAAAAGAAGCCAUGGACCUCAUCAGCCAUCUUCUUUGUUUUGACCCCGAGAAACGAUACACUAUCGAUCAAUUCUUACAAGACCCAUGGAUGCAAAAGGCCACUAACAGCAGUGGCCCACCAACUCCCGACCAAACCGAAGCACCACCAGACCGAAGAAGAGAUCUCUUUUCCGGAAUCUCAUCCAUGAAAGAAGUCUUUGACUUGCCGUAUACUGUCCAUCGUCAGGCCGAAGAA